AUGAAUGUCGUGUCCGCAGUAGUAGCACAAGACAGUCUUCUGGAAUCAUUUAAUCAAGAAAUAUAUCCACUGCUUCACAGCGUAGCUGACUCUGAUCACUUCUCUAAGAUCAAAAUGGCCUUCAAUGAAAGAUGUCCAAAAGAGUCCAAGCAGUGUACACUGAGUUCAUGUACUGUUCCAAAGAUUCAGUUUGAAGGUGUGGAUGGGUAUAUCGAUUUGAGUCGUGUUGUUGAAUCGUUUUCUACUACCUCCCAAGGCUCUUCUGAUGUUUGGAAGGAGAUGUAUUCCCUAGCAAAAAACAACAUAAUCCUAGAGAAAGUACUAAGUGGGCUGCACUUCUCAGUCACAACACACCUAGCCUCGAAACACACUAAAAUACUUAAUUUUUACUUUAGAAAUCCUCUAUUAUUCAAAAAACGAUACAAAAAGGAAUACAGAGAUAAUUUUAUGUUUCUAUACUCGAUAGUUAGAGCCUCGUUGGCGACACUUGCAGUGAAUGCUGGAGAAACAACAGAACCAGCCAAGUUAUUGAGUAUUAAGACAAGAAGGUUAAUGAAAAGAGAAUAUGAAAUAAAAAAGGAUAGAAAUUCAUUUCUCAGUGACGCAACCAACAAGAAAUCACUUUUGGAUGGUAAUUCAGUAAAGGAUGUUGAGCAUUUAGAUGAUGAGAACAUUCUGGAACCGAGCAGUGCAGAAGAAUUCAUGAAUGGUCUUCCAAAGAUAGGAAAGGAAAAUAUUGAAAUAAUAAACGAAAUGGUAAAGCAGGUUGCUUGUCUGCAGUGUCAAAAAUGCAAACUGUGGGGGACCAUCCAGGUCAAGGGGCUUAAGGGUGCAAUCAAGGCCUUAAACCGCAUGCCUCUUUUCAAAAACGAGGUGAUAUGUCUCAUUAACUUAUUUAGACAAAUGAGUAUUACAAUGGUUGAAAGCAAAAGAAUGCUGAAUAUUCAAUUCCCCAUUCUUUAUAUCAUUAUUAUCUGCCACAAACAGAUGUUGAUGCUGACUGUCACUUUACUUGCUCUAACACUUUUACUUCUAAAGCUGAGACGAAAAAGACACUUGAAGACGGAUUGA
This is a messenger RNA of Vittaforma corneae ATCC 50505, 1071 nucleotides long. RefSeq lists its product as uncharacterized. Gene Ontology annotation, molecular function: protein-disulfide reductase activity; thiol oxidase activity; FAD binding. Gene Ontology annotation, biological process: protein folding in endoplasmic reticulum. The record is from RefSeq and is a predicted model, not a curated record. NCBI's taxonomy places the organism in Eukaryota, Fungi, Microsporidia, Nosematidae. Gene Ontology annotation, cellular component: endoplasmic reticulum membrane; endoplasmic reticulum. Bases 1 to 1071 code for a protein of 356 amino acids. The transcript has a single exon.